AUGGUAGUGAACGAGCUCGUAUCAGAUAAGAAACUCGGCGCGGUCCUCCAGACCUCAGGCUACGCCCAAGACCAAGCCGCCAAGCUCCUCCACCUCCUCACCGAAAUCACCCGCGCGGCGGCCGAAGAGUCAGGCUCAGCUUCUUCACCAGAUCUCCAAGCCGCCCUGUCAAAAGAACAAAAACUCCUCCUCACAAACAUCUCGCACCUCCGCGGCCUGCACCGCUCCGCCAACUUCAACGCAAGGGACACAAAAGCCCAGACCGCCGAGGCGCGCCAUGAGGUCGACCGCCUGCACCUCCAGCUGCAGAACCUGUACUACGAGCAGCGCCAUCUCGAGGGCGAGAUUGAGGCCUGCGAAUCUUAUGACCAUACCUACCAGAAGCUACCUCUCAUCCCCGUCGAAGAAUUCCUCGCCGAGCAACCAGAACACACCGAAGCCGACGAGGACGCCAUGAUGAUUGCGCGCAUCGGCCACGAGCGCGCGGGACGAGAAGCCCUCGAGCAGCAGAGGCUCGAGUUAGUGGGAAGGAAGCAGAAGCUCAUUGCCGAGAACAAGAAGCGCAAGGACGACCUGGCCAACUUGGACAAAGACUUGGAGAAGUUUAUCGACGUGAGUUCUAAGAACGCGUUUUUUUCUAUUUUGCGCAAAACUUGUCCUGCGCAUCAACUUCUAACAUCCACCGGUGUAGGCUGCGAAACCCAUCCAGGAGCUAUUCGAAAAGGUUGUAUGAAAGCGGCAAAUAGAACAUACUGCCCCGUUUGA
Colletotrichum acutatum is the source of this 765-nucleotide messenger RNA. RefSeq names its product Fms-interacting protein-domain-containing protein. The transcript is spliced from 2 exons. Gene Ontology annotation, molecular function: mRNA binding. Gene Ontology annotation, biological process: mRNA export from nucleus; positive regulation of DNA-templated transcription, elongation. The record is from RefSeq and is a predicted model, not a curated record. The coding region runs from base 1 to 765 and encodes 254 amino acids. Gene Ontology annotation, cellular component: THO complex part of transcription export complex. Lineage: Eukaryota; Fungi; Ascomycota; Sordariomycetes; Glomerellales; Glomerellaceae.